This is a messenger RNA of Erinaceus europaeus (western European hedgehog), 2065 nucleotides long. RefSeq names its product ubiquitin conjugating enzyme E2 R2 (gene UBE2R2). Gene Ontology annotation, molecular function: ubiquitin conjugating enzyme activity. The transcript is spliced from 5 exons. The record is from RefSeq and is a predicted model, not a curated record. NCBI's taxonomy places the organism in Eukaryota, Metazoa, Chordata, Mammalia, Eulipotyphla, Erinaceidae. Gene Ontology annotation, biological process: protein polyubiquitination; ubiquitin-dependent protein catabolic process. Bases 587 to 1303 code for a protein of 238 amino acids.
CCGUCGCUCGCCCCUCCCCCCGCGCAGCCGCCGCCGCCGCCGCCGCCGCGAGACCCCCGCUCGCCCCGCUCGCCACGCUCCCCCCGCCCUUCGGCCCCGCGCGCCCUCAGGCCCCGGCGGCCCCUGAGGAGAACGAGAGGGCGAGCGAGCGAGCGCGGCGCUCCCGGGCCGGCCCGGCCCCCUCCCUUCACCAUCGCCGGCCCUUCGCCACCUUCCUCGGCUUCCACCGCCUCUCCCCCCCUCUUUCCACCCAAGUUGAGGCCCCCUCGGGGGGGGGGAGGCCCGGGACCGAAUUCCCCCAACUCCCUCCGCCCUGCCCCCCGCCCGGCCCGAGUGCGAGGAGAGGGGCCCGGCCGCGUCGCGUCGCGUCGUGUGUGAGGAGAACCCGGCCGGCCCACGGGCCGUCUGGGGCCUGAUCCGGCCCGCCGGCUGUGCGAGACCGGGGCCCGCUGCGGCGCGGCCCGGCCCGGCCCGGCCCGGCCCGGCCCGAGGGCGAGCGGAGCGGAGGGGCCUGGUGUGGUGCGGCCCGGCCCGGCCGGUCGGUGCGUGAGGACUGGGGCCCCGGCCCCGCGCCGCCGCCGCCGCGAUGGCCCAGCAGCAGAUGACCAGCUCGCAGAAGGCCCUGAUGCUCGAGCUGAAAUCCCUGCAGGAGGAGCCGGUGGAGGGCUUCCGGAUCACCCUGGUGGAUGAGUCCGACCUCUACAACUGGGAGGUGGCCAUCUUCGGACCCCCCAACACCCUCUACGAAGGCGGCUACUUCAAGGCACAUAUUAAAUUUCCUAUUGACUACCCAUAUUCACCACCUACCUUCAGAUUCUUGACCAAAAUGUGGCAUCCCAACAUUUAUGAGAAUGGAGAUGUAUGCAUUUCAAUUCUUCAUCCACCUGUAGAUGACCCACAGAGUGGAGAACUACCCUCUGAAAGGUGGAAUCCUACUCAAAAUGUCAGGACUAUCCUGUUAAGUGUAAUCUCAUUGCUAAAUGAGCCCAACACCUUCUCCCCAGCCAAUGUGGAUGCUUCAGUCAUGUUCAGGAAAUGGAGGGACAGUAAAGGAAAAGACAAAGAAUAUGCCGAAAUCAUUAGGAAACAGGUUUCAGCCACUAAAGCCGAAGCAGAAAAGGAUGGAGUGAAGGUUCCCACAACCCUGGCAGAAUACUGCAUCAAAACUAAAGUGCCUUCCAAUGACAACAGCUCAGAUUUGCUUUAUGACGACUUGUAUGACGAUGACAUUGAUGAUGAGGAUGAGGAAGAGGAAGAUGCCGACUGUUAUGAUGAUGAUGAUUCUGGGAACGAGGAGUCGUGACGUGCUCCUCCAGUGCCCCUGUACUGCCCUGCCGUCUCAGGCCAAAGGGAGGGGAGCAAAUGAAUGGGGACCCAGCAGUGGCCCCUCAGCAAAAACCUACAACAGGGGGUGGGGAAAACAGCGCAGCUCUUGCUGACUCCCCUUAUGGAUCUCAGUUUGCUCCUUUUUAUGGACCUCUUAAUGGAGAGAAAAUACUCCUCCACAGAAUGUCUGAAUUCUUACAUUCUUUACCCUUCCAUCACUGUAUUGAUUCUUUUCCCCCUUUUAAGCUCCAACCCGCCUCACUUCGUCUCUACAAAGUGUUCACAGCAAAACACGUUUGGUCUGUUUUUAGAUUUCUGAAGAAUUGAAUAGUCUUUCAAGACGUUUAAUGUGUGUAAAGCUGGGAACUCAUUGAGAGUUCACAAGUGCUGCAUAUGCUGGAUAGCAAAAGAAAAUGGAAAAAAAAAUUUAAAAACCCACAAAACUUAGGAAAAAAAAAAAAUUUGCCAAGGUUUAGCUGCUCAUUAACAUUAGUGUGUGUGCAUUUGUUCAGCCCUUGGUGGUGAAUUUUGUUUCUUUCCCUUCAUAAGGCUGGGGUACAGCGAGCAUCAGGGACUUUGUGCUGAGCCUGAUGAAGUAUGUUCCCAAACCAUCCUGACAUGGCGGCCUCAGCUACUCUGAAGAGAGAAAGCAGAUUUUGGUUUUUGGUUUUUUUUUGUUUUGUUUUUUGAAUCGAUUGGGAUCUAAAGCCUGAAAUAAAUAUUCAUACUUUACAUAGAA